GCGUCCUCCUUCCCCUGCCGCACCACAUCCGGGUUGGAAAUUCGUUUCGCAGAUGGUGGAGGUUGUCAGACGUCGCCGCUCGUCAGACGUUUAACGUUUUGGACGCGUCCCUUCAAGAGAGAGACCGCGGAGACAUUCCGCGUCACAGCGUCGCGAUAUUAAUGUUUUUUUAUUUUCCUGCCGUCGGUGUUUUAGCUAGGAAAAGCUAACGCUAACUGCAGCUAGCUAGCAGGCUAACAAAGCAGGCUUUUCUUUUCUUUUUAAAAGAUGAAACGCGAACGAGCUCACGCGCCCUCCAGUUAACUAACAACAACUGCUGUCUCGAGCUUUUAAUCAGCGCAGUAUUCACAGUUUGCAUAUUUCCAUGUGUCCCUAUCUGCGUCUUCCAACCUGCAACAUGGGUUAGCCAUUGUCCUGCCCACUGAAAAACACAACGUCUCCCAUGUGUUGGUGACCAACUGGUAACACAUUUGAUUCAUUUAUCACAUUUGCUGUUUAAGCUAGUUAAAGAGAGUCAUCGCUACUCAGUCCUGACAAAUACGUCAGGAUUGAUACCCCGCCCCUCCUGGAGGUUUUGAUGGUCUGGACCGCCUCUGUCACCGGCCCCUGCCCAAGAAAGCCAUGCUAUGAUGGUGCUCCGGCGGCUACUGAGAAAGCGCUGGGUGCUGGGGGUCGUCUUCGGCCUGUCUCUCAUCUACUUCCUCACCAGCACACUCAAACAGGAGGAGCGGACCAUACGGGACCGCACGCUCUUGGAGGUUAGAGACUCAGACCAUCGCAUCCCCUGGAAGGUCCGCUUCAACCUGGGCAACAGCAGCCGGCAGAUAACCCGGUGCAGGAACUCCAUCCAGGGCAAGACGCUGCUCACGGACGAACUCGGUUACGUCUGCGAGAGAAACGACUUGCUGGUGAACGGCUGCUGCAACGUCAACGCUCCCAGCUCCAGGCAGUACAUUUGUAAGAGCUGCCUGGCCAACGGCUGCUGUAGCAUCUACGAGUAUUGCGUGUCCUGCUGCCUCCAGCCCGAUAAGCAACCUCUCCUCGAGCGCUUCCUGAAUCGUGCAGCCGAAGGUUUCCAGAACCUCUUCACCGCUGUGGAGGAUCAUUUUGAGCUGUGCCUGGCCAAGUGUAGGACCUCGUCACAAAGCGUUCAACAUGAGAACACCUACCGGAACCCUCAAGCCAAGUACUGCUACGGAGAGAGUCCUCCAGAGCUCCUCCCCAUGUGAGCGCCGUCACGGCAACGGGCGGAAAAAAACGCUCGCUCGGACAAUUGUUUUGCGUUAUCGAGGCAAAGGGACGGCGACAUCGAAAAACCAACAUAAACCGAACGGACAAAAGCCGUAUGCGAUUUGAUUAUUUACACUUCAUAAGUGCACAGACCGCUCCGUACAUUCAUCCGUGAUGAUCAUCAGGUCGACGUAGAGGGAACCUCAUCCGCCUCAAACCGGUUCAUGUCAUAAAAUAGGCCUUUUAUAAAAGUGGGCAACAGCCAUUUCAUGUUUGUUUAAUAAUAAAUACAGCAAAGAAUGUGUCAUUGAUUCUGUGUCUAGUGCAUGCAUAUGAAACUAUUUAAUAAAAGUAACUGUGAAAUUAAAGAAAACUUUUUUUAUUAAA
This is a messenger RNA of Cyclopterus lumpus (lumpfish), 1617 nucleotides long. RefSeq names its product SREBF pathway regulator in golgi 1 (gene spring1). Lineage: Eukaryota; Metazoa; Chordata; Actinopteri; Perciformes; Cyclopteridae. Gene Ontology annotation, biological process: positive regulation of SREBP signaling pathway. The transcript is spliced from 5 exons. The record is from RefSeq and is a predicted model, not a curated record. The coding region runs from base 627 to 1229 and encodes 200 amino acids.